Melanaphis sacchari is the source of this 1410-nucleotide messenger RNA. RefSeq names its product cytosolic endo-beta-N-acetylglucosaminidase-like. The record is from RefSeq and is a predicted model, not a curated record. The transcript is spliced from 2 exons. Gene Ontology annotation, cellular component: cytoplasm. Lineage: Eukaryota; Metazoa; Arthropoda; Insecta; Hemiptera; Aphididae. Gene Ontology annotation, biological process: protein deglycosylation. Gene Ontology annotation, molecular function: mannosyl-glycoprotein endo-beta-N-acetylglucosaminidase activity. The annotation marks the transcript as partial.
AUAGAUAAAUAGUUGCAAUUAAUGCAAUUGAAAAUGUCAAGUUUAAAAUUAGUUAUUUUGUAAUUUAAUCGUAAUUUUAUAAAUCUAAUUGUCUAGUUAUUUAUGUUCGUUCGUUAUUGAUAAUUCAUUUUGAAUCAAAUGGAAAUUACUGAAGUAUUGCCAAUAAAAUCUUUAGAAGAAGCAUUGUCAUGGAAACCAUUGACUGAAUCCCUUCCUGUUAUAGAUUUGCAGGAUCGUGCAAAUUACUCUAUUAAUGGCAAAGAUUAUAAAUGUCAUGAACGUUUCUUAACAUCAAAACGGUUGCUUAAUCAAGGCCUUCCAAAAACACUCAUAUGUCAUGAUAUGCAGGGGGGUUACUUAAAUGAUAGAUUUGUAAAUGGGACAAAAUCUAGUAAUGAGUAUACAUUUUAUAAUUGGUCUGUAAUAGAUACAUUUGUUUAUUUUAGCCAUCAUUUUAUCACUAUACCACCAAUUGGUUGGAUAAAUGCAGCACAUAAACAUGGUGUUAAAGUACUUGGAACAUUAAUUACAGAAUGGACUGAUGGAAACACUCUAUGGUUACAAGUAUUUAGUAAUUUAGAAAAACGAGAUCAUUUAGUAGAUAAGUUAGUGGAAAUAUGUAAACAUUAUAAAUUUGAUGGUUACCUUUUUAAUGUUGAAAAUGAAUUAGAAUCAGAAAACAUUGAAAAUAUGAUAGAAACAGUAAGUUUAUUAAGAACUAAAUUAAAGACUGAAAUAACACAUUCUGAAGUGAUUUGGUAUGAUUCUGUUAGUAUGGAAACUGGAAAACUUAUUUGGCAAAAUCAACUAAAUAAUCAUAAUAAAUUAGCAUUUCAAGCUUGUGAUGGCAUAUUUCUUAACUAUAAUUGGAAAGAAGAAGAUCUUGUAAAAUCUGUUGCUAAUGCUGGAAAUAGAGUAAUUGAUGUUUAUGUAGGAGUAGAUGUAUUUGGUAGAAAUUGCAUUGGAGGUCUUGAUUGUCAUAAGUCAUUAGAAAUAAUUAGAAAAUAUGACUUAUCUGUAGCAAUUUUUGCACCUGCUUGGACCUAUGAAACAUUAAGCGAUAAGAAUAAAUUCAAUUUGGUAGAAGAUACAUUUUGGAGAAAACUUUAUCCGUUUUUGUAUAUUCACAUUCCUUGUUCUUUACCAUUUUCUACGUACUUUUGUCGAGGUUAUGGAUCAAAAAAGAUUGAAAAUUUUGUUUUGUCUUCUUUGGAUGCCUGGUAUAAUUUAUCAAAACUAAAUUAUCAACCAUCUGUUCCAUUAUGUUUACUAGAUGGUAACUUUCCUUGUAUUUCUUAUAUUGACGGUGAAGCAGUUUUAGGUGGCGGUUGCUUUAGAUUAAAUGGUAACAAUGAAAAUACUUCUUAUCAUAGGAUAUUUGUUUGUCAUUUUGAAAUUAAAUCAACAUUA